Molecule: messenger RNA, 830 nt
Organism: Epinephelus fuscoguttatus (brown-marbled grouper)
Lineage: Eukaryota; Metazoa; Chordata; Actinopteri; Perciformes; Serranidae
Gene: gsx2
Product: GS homeobox 2
Exons: 2
Coding region: 102-818 (238 amino acids)
Biological process (GO): regulation of DNA-templated transcription
Cellular component (GO): nucleus
Molecular function (GO): DNA-binding transcription factor activity, RNA polymerase II-specific; sequence-specific double-stranded DNA binding
Source: RefSeq, a predicted model, not a curated record
UUGAACCAUCAAACAUAAGCACCUUUGGAGAUCCCGAGGGGUUCAGAUGAGAAACAGCUAUCAUCUUGUGCACGGAGCGAUCACUUAUCAGCAGCGCAGCCAUGUCCAGGUCUUUUUACGUCGAUUCUUUAAUAAUCAAGGAUACGGUGCGACCUGGACCAGUUGAGCAUCCCGGACAAGACUUCCUUAUUCCCAUCAGCAUGCAUUCUCCGAGCGUAAUGACGGUCACCGCUCCGGUGUGCCCAUCCAGGAAAACUGGGACUUUCUGUGUUUGCCCGCUGUGCGUCACGUCCCACAUCCACUCUUCCCGCAGCGGCAUUCCCAUGCUGAAGAGUCAGUUUCCAGGAGCGGAGGCACAGUACUGUCAGAGGAUAGCGCAUCAGCAGUCUCCUGCACUCGCGCACCCGGGACAUACACCUGUCUGCACGCCCACAUUCAGCGUCACAGAUGCCAGGAGAUACCACUGUCUUUCUAUUGGCGCCACCGAGAGCAGCCAUAUACAGAAUGGCAAGAGGAUGCGCACGGCUUUCACGAGCACGCAACUCCUGGAACUUGAAAGGGAGUUUUCCACGAACAUGUAUCUUUCAAGACUCAGGAGAAUCGAAAUCGCCACGUAUUUGAACCUGUCCGAGAAACAGGUGAAAAUCUGGUUUCAGAACCGCAGGGUGAAGCACAAGAAGGAGGGGAAAGCCACCCAGAGGAGCGCGCACAGCGGUUGCAAGUGCACAACCGCUCACACAGACUAUUCAAGGUCAGAGGACGAGGAGUCUCUAUCUCCGGCCUCUGCUUCGGAAGAGAAAGAGGUGUCACCCAUCUGAGAGGAACGCGAC